Molecule: messenger RNA, 1512 nt
Organism: Nicotiana tabacum (common tobacco)
Lineage: Eukaryota; Viridiplantae; Streptophyta; Magnoliopsida; Solanales; Solanaceae
Source: RefSeq, a predicted model, not a curated record
AUGGAGAUGAAAAAGGAAAAUAAAAGCUUAGGAAGCUAUUCGCUAUGUAUAACAGUACGUGGUUUCAAUUUGAGAUUGAGUAUCACCAAUUCGAACACAAUUGCAGGUUCAUCUGGAACACUGAAGUUAAUUGAUAUUCCAACAUCUCCGGCGAUAGUGAAAUAUGAAAGUAUAAUAAUACCAGAAAGUACACCAAGUGUUAUUGAAGUAGGCCAAGUAUACCAAGACAAGCAAACAAUUGCAAGUGCAAUGAAGCACUAUUCAGUCACGAACAAGUUCCAAUUUAGGGUAAAAGGAUCUAGUGCUAGAAGCGUGAACUUAACAUACAUGCAAGCUUGGAGAGCAAAGGAAAAGGCUUUGGAGUUUUUGAGAGGUCAUCCUGCUGACUCAUACAACAAAUUGCCUAGUUAUUUGUAUAUUCUAGAGAAGACUUAUUCGGGGCCAAUUGUAGUAGUUGAUGGGACCUUUUUAAAGUCAGCAUACAUGGGAAUAAUGCUAACAGCUAGUACAAUGGAUGCAGCAGGUAUUAAACCAAUUAAUUGCUUUUUGCCACAUAAUGUAUGUACCAUAUUACCAUUGGCAUAUGCUGUUGUUGAUUCAGAAAAUGACGCAUCAUGGAAGUGGUUUUUUGAGCAAUUCAAACAUACGUAUGGUGAAAGACCAAAUAUGUGUGUUGUUUCAGAUCGGAAUGAGAGUAUCUUGAAGGCAACAUCUAUUGUUUAUCCCGCCAUGCCACAUUAUUCUUGCAUGUGGCAUAUUUGGACAAAUAUAAGAGCAAAGUUCAAUAAGGGACAUCUAAAGUUAAGCGAAUUGUACUUUGCCAAGGCACAGUCAUACAUGCUUGAUGAAUUUAAUGAAAGGAUGUCAAAGAUUGAAGAGAUUGAACCGCGUGUUAGAGCAUACUUAUACGAUAUUGGCUAUCAUAGAUGGUCUCGAGUACAUGCUACGGUGAACAAAAUUUGGACUAUGAUAUCGUUGAAUGCUGUAACAAAAGAUGCAAGAGAACUGCCGAUAGUAAAACUAUUAGAGUAUAUGAGGACUCUUCUUGAACGUUGGACUAAUGAAAAGUUAUUGAAAGAAAAGGGUACAUUCACAUACCUUGGGUUUAAAUUCAACAAAGAGUUGGAUGACAACAGAACAUUGUCGCACAAGCUUAGAGUGAGGGCUUCAAUAGACUACAUCCAUACAGUACUAGAUGGUAUGAGGGACUAUAUUGUUUGUCUUGAAAAUAAAAGAUGUAGUUGUGGGCAAUUCCAGCUUGAUGAACUUCCUUGUCCACAUGCUUUGGCUGCUUUAAGGCACAGGGAUGGGUCUUAUGAACAAUAUUGUUCUCCUUAUUACACAAGGGAGAACCUCUUGCGUACUUAUGAAAUACCAGUAAAUCCCCUACCUGAUGAAAGCAAAUGGAAUAUGCCACAACGUAUAACUGAAGAAGUUGUAAAUCCACCUUCAGGUGGGAAAAGACAGCCAGGAAGACCUCAAAACAAAGAUACAAAAUAUAUAAUGAAGUAA